Messenger RNA from Phalacrocorax carbo (great cormorant), 2160 nucleotides. NCBI's taxonomy places the organism in Eukaryota, Metazoa, Chordata, Aves, Suliformes, Phalacrocoracidae. The record is from RefSeq and is a predicted model, not a curated record.
GGGGCCGCGCGGCGGGGCGGGCCCAUGGGCGGGGCCUCCCGCCCGGGGAGGGGCGCGGGGUCCGCGCGCGCCGGCCAUGCCGCGCUCCCGCCGAGGCGCCCGCCGUGGCCCCGGCAUCGGCCGGGCGUGCUCGCCCCCCAGUGAGGAGGAGGCCGGCAGCGAGGUGCUGAGCCACUGCAGCAGCGCCAGCGAGGGUGCCAGCCCCGCCGAGGAGGGCGCAGGUAACGAGGCGGCGGGUGAGCAAGGCCAGGAGGAGGAAGAGGCAGAGGACAGACUGAAGGAGCACAUGGACAACCUCCUGGAUAAGAGCGCCAAGACACGGCAGGUGGCACUGCAGAGCCUGCGCCUGACCUUCUCCUCCAAAACGCUCUCUGAGUUCCUGCUGGAGCGCCGCCUCACGCUCACUGACUCCCUGGAGAAGUGUCUCAAGAAAGGUCUGGGUGCAGGUAAAGGGGAGGAACAGGCGCUGGCAGGCACCGUCCUUACCCUCCUCUGCCUCCAGAUGGGCUCCGGCCCAGAGGGGGAAGAGGUGUUUCGCAGCCUGAAGCCCCUGCUCAUCAGCGUCCUGACAGACAGCAUGGCCAGCCCCAGUGCCCGGCAGAGCUGUGCCACAGCCCUGGGCAUGUGUUGCUACAUUGCUGCUGCUGACCUCGAGGACCUGGUCUUGUGCCUGUCCUGCUUGGAGGGUGUCUUCAGCCCGCCCAGCACAGGUGAGGGGGGCUCAGCACCCACCCAGCACGGCCCUCUGCACUGCAGCGCACUCCAGUCGUGGUCCCUGCUCCUUACCAUCUGCCCCCCAUCGCACAUCAAGAAUGUCUUGGACAAUCGCUGGCUGAAGCUGCCCCCACUGCUGUCCAGCAGCAAUGUUGUGCUACGCAUCCUGGCUGGAGAAACUAUCGCACUGGUCUUCGAGCUGGCCCAGUAUGUGGAGGAGGACUUGUGCCACCAAGAUACAGAAUUCCUGCGUGUCCAGCUCAAAGUCCUGGCUACUGAGAGCAACAAGUACCGAGCCAAGACGGACAGACGGAAGCAACGUUCCAUAUUCCGGGACAUCCUGCGCUUCAUUGAGAGUGGAGAGUACCAGGAGGAGACUGUCCGAUUUGGCCUGGAGUGCAUGUACCUGGACAGCUGGGCACGCCAGCGGACCUACCAAGCCUUUAAAGAGGUGCUGGGCUCUGGCAUCCGCCACCACCUCCAGAACAAUGAGCUGCUACGGGAGAUCUUUGGCCUUGGGCCCCCCUUGAUGCUGGAUGCGGCUGCUCUGAAAGCCAGCAAGGUUUCCCGCUUUGAGAAGCACCUCUACAACUCGGCUGCCUUCAAAGCCCGCACGAAAGCCCGGAGCCGGGUGCGGGACAAGCGGGCAGACGUGCUGUGAUGGGCGGAGGGGGGCAGAGCCCCCAGCCCACCUGGACUGCAGACCCAGCACUGUGAGGGGCAGGUGCCCCUGCCCUUGGGCUUUUAUUCAUGUACAGCAGAGUAUUUAAUGCCUGGAGCUGCCCCGUGGGGGGCUGCCCCCUCUUUUAUUUUUUUAACCAAAAAAAAAAAAGGGGUAAAAAGAGCAGGGUGGGAGGUGGUGGUGCGCUGCUGUGUGCCUGCUCUGUGGCUGGGGCUCCACAUGGCACAGCAGGAGGUGUUCUCACAGGGCUCCUACAGCCCCUUUUGGAAGUGGAGCUUGUGUUCCCCCUCCCCAGUCCCACGGGAGCACCGGGGUGGCCUGGCACAGCCUGAAGGGCUGCAGGUUGGGCAGAGCCAUGCAGGGCUGCUGGGCAGCUGGCCCUGGUGUCCGUGCUUGUGGCAGGAGCACACCCCCAGCUCCCCUCUGCCACACUGGGCACAGCCCCUGCCUCUGCAAGCCGGCCUGGCACCCAGGGUUGAUGGCAGAGCAGCACAGCAUGGCAGGCUCUACCCAGCCCUGCCAGCUGCCUGCCCUGAGCCCUUUUCCAGCCAAAUGCUUUAUAUGAAAUAGUCCUGGUGUGGGAAACUAAUUAUGGGGGGGUGGUAUGGCAGGCGAGUCCUGGUGCUGCCUGUGCAGCCUCUGGGGCUGCUGCCCGGGCGGGUAUGGGGCUGUGCCAGCUGGGAGUGCCUGCUGCCCUGGGAAUGUAUCUAUGUUGGUGAUGUUCUAAGACUUUGAUGACAGAGGUAAUUAAAAGGCUAAUUGGA